Messenger RNA from Medicago truncatula (barrel medic), 2526 nucleotides. Its product is annotated as NAD(P)H-quinone oxidoreductase subunit 5, chloroplastic. The coding region runs from base 1309 to 2526 and encodes 405 amino acids. Gene Ontology annotation, cellular component: chloroplast. NCBI's taxonomy places the organism in Eukaryota, Viridiplantae, Streptophyta, Magnoliopsida, Fabales, Fabaceae. The transcript has a single exon. Gene Ontology annotation, biological process: ATP synthesis coupled electron transport; electron transport coupled proton transport. The record is from RefSeq and is a predicted model, not a curated record. Gene Ontology annotation, molecular function: NADH dehydrogenase activity; NADH dehydrogenase (ubiquinone) activity.
AAUAAAAAGGUAUGAAUACUAGGAAUAGAAAUAGGGAAUUGAAUUCAUUAUAGGACUUCUUCUUUUCAAAUUUUAAAAAUAUAGGAUAGGAUGCCAUGCCGCUACUCGGACUCGAACCGAGAUGCUCUAGCACUGCUUCCUAAGAGCAGCGUGUCUACCAAUUUCACCAUAGCGGCUUACUCGAAAUCAUAAUAACCAACUCUUUAGUCAAUCGUCGAGAUUGAAAGAAUCGCUUAAAGUGCACUAUUUAUUUAGUACAUUUCUUUACUAAACAUUUAGUAUAAAUUGAUAAUAACAAGUAAAUUUAAAAUUUGUAUUUAUUCGAAUAUCAAAAAUAUGAAAAAAAUUAGAUUCUAUAUAUUUAGAAUCUAUUAUAUAUAUAGAAUCUAAUUCUAUAUAUAUAAUAGAUUCUAAAUAUAUGUUCCAUAUUCUAUACUAGUAUUAGUAUAAAAUGAGUAUUUAAAGAAUACUCUUUGAAUCGAGCUAAUUUAUAUUAUUCCAAUCCAACAUUUUUAUUUUAUUUGUUACAAAUUUUGAUUUACCUGUAAAAAUGGAUUGAGCUAAUGAAAAGGCUUUCAAUGCUGUCCAAUAUCCCUUUUUUUUCCAAAAAUUUUUACGAAUAUUUUUUUUUGAUAUAGAAGUGCGCUUUUUUGGAACUGCCAUACAAUUAGGAUAGUUUUUUUAUUACUAUAGUUCGAUGUGAAAGACAUUUGUUCUGUAAAUGAAAACGAAUUAUUCUGUAAUUAGCCGUAUGUCUUAUUUAUCUUAAUUCCCUCUUUCUUUUUUUCUAUCUAAAGUAAAACCAUUGAAUAUUAUAAAUCUUUUCCAAAUAUUUCAUAGAUAAUAGAUCUAUAUCUAUGGAUCUCUUUUUAUUGUAAUGUAAAAGAAUCAAUUAGUUCAAAAAGAAACUAAUUUAUAUUGUUUUUAUAAUUUAUAUCAAAAUAAACAAAUGUUCUUCGUUUUGGUGUAAUGAUUUAUCCCCACCCUCACUCUAUAUAUCAAAAUUUUGAUUUUAUUUAUUAUUAUUUAAUUUCAUUAUUAUUUAUUAAGAGUCAUUUUUCUUAAUAUAUAUAUAUAUAAAUGACAAACAUAGUUAUUUAUAUUACUUAUAAUUAAUUAAUUAAUAUUACUUAAAAUAAUAAGAUUUUUUUUUAUUUUUACUAGGAAUUUGGUUAUUGGCCGAUUUUGACUUUGUACUUUCCAAUAUUGGAACGAUUGUGCAAAGAUUCAGAACAAUUAAGAAUAUAAAAUUCGAUUUAUUUAUCCACUUUUUAUUAACCGAACCCCUUUACAAAAGAGAUAAAACAAAUGAAUAAGAAACAAAAUUCAUCAAGAAUCAAAAUAUUUUUUAUUCUUUAUUUUUUUUGUAUGGAAUAUAUACAUCAAUAUUCAUGGAUCAUACCUUUCAUCCCACUUCCAGUUCCUAUUUUUAUAGGGGUAGGACUUCUACUUUUUCCUACGGCAACAAAAAAGAUUCGCCGUAUGUGGGCUUUUCCUAGUAUUUUAUUGUUAACGAUAGUUAUGAUUUUUUCGAUCGAUCUAUCUAUUCAUCAAAUCGAGAAUAGUUCUAUCUAUCAAUAUGUAUGGUCUUGGACUAUAAAUAAUGAUCUUUCUUUAGAGUUUGGCUAUUUGAUUGAUUCACUUACUUCUAUAAUGUCAAUAUUAAUCACUACUGUUGGGAUUCUGGUUCUAAUUUAUAGUGAUAGUUACAUGUCUCAUGAUCAAGGCUAUUUGAGAUUUUUUACUUAUCUGAGUUUUUUUAAUACUUCAAUGUUAGGGUUAGUUACUAGUUCAAAUUUGAUACAAGUUUAUAUUUUUUGGGAAUUGGUUGGAAUGUGUUCUUAUCUAUUAAUAGGUUUUUGGUUCACACGUCCUAUUGCGGCAAAUGCUUGUCAAAAAGCGUUUGUAACUAAUCGUGUGGGGGAUUUUGGUUUAUUAUUAGGAAUUUUAGGUUUUUAUUGGAUAACGGGUAGUUUGGAAUUUCGGGAUUUAUUUCAAAUAUUCAACAACUUAAUUUAUAAGAAUGAGGUGAAUCUUUUUUUUGUUACUUUGUGCGCCCUCUUGUUAUUUUGCGGAUCAGUUGCGAAAUCUGCCCAAUUCCCUCUUCAUGUAUGGUUACCAGAUGCUAUGGAAGGUCCUACUCCUAUUUCCGCUCUUAUCCAUGCUGCUACUAUGGUAGCAGCAGGAAUUUUUCUUGUAGCUCGACUUCUUCCUCUUUUCAUAGUUAUACCCCCCAUAAUGAGUGUAAUAGCUUUGAUAGGUAUAAUAACAGUAGUAUUAGGAGCUACUUUAGCUAUUGCUCAAAAAGAUAUUAAGAAAAAUUUGGCCUAUUCUACAAUGUCUCAAUUGGGUUAUAUGAUGUUAGCUUUAGGUAUGGGCUCUUAUCAACUUGGUGUUGAUACUGUCGCUGUAUUCAUAGGAACCUGUAUUCAAACCUUUGACAUGUGUUUGGGACUCGAGAGUUUACUAUGUUUAUGUUCUUGUUCCAGUCCAAAGUGUUUACAACAUUUAUCCGUGUACGUGUAA